Messenger RNA from Syzygium oleosum, 1096 nucleotides. Its product is annotated as V-type proton ATPase subunit E2-like. Bases 223 to 915 code for a protein of 230 amino acids. Gene Ontology annotation, cellular component: proton-transporting two-sector ATPase complex, catalytic domain. The record is from RefSeq and is a predicted model, not a curated record. The transcript is spliced from 6 exons. Gene Ontology annotation, molecular function: proton-transporting ATPase activity, rotational mechanism. Lineage: Eukaryota; Viridiplantae; Streptophyta; Magnoliopsida; Myrtales; Myrtaceae. Gene Ontology annotation, biological process: proton transmembrane transport.
AAACAUCGGAAGAAAUUUCGUGGCGCAAACAGAAAAACUACAACGACUGAAAGUGCAAAUGUCGUCGUCAUCAUCAUCUUCUUCUUCUUCUUCUUAAACUUUCCGAGCUGUUUUCCUUCCUCAUUAGCCUCGCCGUCGUGACAUCGAGCCAAACAACGUCGUACUUUGUAGCCUUUUCGAAAGCAGAAAUUAGACGGAGAAAGAAACGUAGGAGAAGCGAAAAUGAACGACGGAGAUGUGUCGAAGCAGAUUCAGCAGAUGAUCAGAUUCAUCCGCCAGGAAGCAGAGGAGAAGGCCAAUGAGAUCUCUGUCUCCGCCGAGGAGGAAUUCAAUAUAGAGAAACUGCAGCUGGUUGAAGCCGAGAAGAAGAAGUUACGCCAAGAGUACGAACGGAAGGCGAAGCAAGUCGAAGCGAGAAAGAAAAUAGAGUACUCGAUGCAACUGAACGCGUCUCGCAUAAGGUUCCUUCAAGCGCAGGAUGACGUUGUGAACUCGAUGAAAGAAUCCGCCAGCAAAGACCUCCUGCGCGCGUCGAGCAAUAACAAGGCCUACAAGAAGCUUCUCAAAGCCUUAAUUAUCCAGUGCCUACUGCGUCUUCAAGAGCCGGCCGUGUUGCUCAGGUGCAGAGAGGUCGACCUGAAGCUGGUUCAAUCUGUCUUGGACGAAGCUAAAAGAGCGUAUGCCGAGAAAGCUGGAGUUGCACCUCCUGCCAUCACACUCGACAACCGUGUGUAUCUCCCGCCGCCUCCCAAAGGCGUGGAUUCUCACGAGCCUUCUUGCUCGGGCGGAGUGGUGGCAGCUUCCCAGGAUGGCAAGAUAGUCUGCGAGAACACUCUCGAUGCCCGUCUGGAUGUGGUUUUCAGGCAGAAACUGCCUGAGAUCCGAAAACGACUUCUCGGGAAUAUGCAGACAUGAUUGAGCAAAUACCAGUGAAGUUUACUCAAGGCCUUCAUUCGGCAUUUUGGAUCCCUUAUGUGAAUCUUUAAAUCAUCUUUGAAAUGGUUUUUUCUGCUCUUUUCACCUCCAAAACAUGAUUGCACUGUUCUUUUUGUUUCCAUGUAUGAGCGAAUAACAUACGUGUUUCCAUUUUGCUAUA